AUGUAUCUCUCCACCCUUGAUCUCGCUCUGGUUGUGGUCGCGCAGCAUGUUCUGAUCGCAAUUUCGGUCGGCUUCACGAAACCUGGAUCGAUGCUCCGCGCCUUAUCUCUGCCUCUCUCAGUCGCCCUGAUGCUGCUUUCCGAGUCUUCUUCUAAGAAAGACAAUGAUAUGCUCACUCUGCUAUUGGUCGCCACGACACCCGUACUGGUGCUACAUCAUCUUAACAUCGUCCUGCUCCGCCGAUGGGAUUUUGUCUCCGCCGGACCACAGCCUCGCGACGCUGGGAAGAAGCAAGUUCGGUUGGCGGUACCAGACACGGUGUGGAAUCGCUUCGCCUUUGGCCUGUCGGUGGCCAUCAGUCGCCGACAUUGUGGGCAGCCGUUCGAGCUUGACAAUGUCCCACACUUUCGGAAGCAGGAUCCUGAUUUUGUGCCCUCGCGACGCCGAUUUUUGAUCGAAAGGGGACUACUGUACUUCUCGACAUACAUUGUCCUGGAUUAUCUUGGUUCCUUGAAGCCCCAGAACGACCCAGGAUCAGCAGAUACGGCGAUGGAGCAGGUCGCGAUCGCUGUGAUGCUCUGGGCCGCCGCUGUCCCCUACUUGACGAUGAUUUUCGCUUUUCCCGGUUGGGUACUGGUGUUGUUGGGCCUGUCUGAGCCGAAGUACUGGCGGCCUGUGUUCAAUUUCGAACAUGGUAGUGCCAUACGGAGAUACACCCUCAUCGUCUUGAGCUUCGCCGUGUCCGGACUGCUUCACAUGAUGCACGACUUUGGCUUUGGUGUUCCUUUUCAAGAAUCUCGUUCCAUGUUCUUCUUCUUGAGCCAGGCAUUUGCGAUCAUGGUGGAAGAUGCCGUAGCGCAUUUCUGGAAGGCCCUGACAAGAGGAGGAAGUCGUCCCGACGCCGCAAGCAAUGGCCUUGCUGCCUGGCAAGUCUGGACUGGUCGCCUUUGGGUCUUCCUCGUCUUGGUCUACACCACAUCACCGUGGGCUGCGCCGCGAACGCUGCAUUACGAAGGAGAUCUCGCCGCUAUGCCAUUUCCGAUAUUCUCCCGGCGGAGCUGA
Molecule: messenger RNA, 1062 nt
Organism: Zymoseptoria tritici IPO323
Lineage: Eukaryota; Fungi; Ascomycota; Dothideomycetes; Mycosphaerellales; Mycosphaerellaceae
Exons: 2
Coding region: 1-1062 (353 amino acids)
Source: RefSeq, a predicted model, not a curated record